Microstroma glucosiphilum is the source of this 590-nucleotide messenger RNA. RefSeq lists its product as hypothetical. Bases 192 to 485 code for a protein of 97 amino acids. The transcript has 3 exons. The record is from RefSeq and is a predicted model, not a curated record. NCBI's taxonomy places the organism in Eukaryota, Fungi, Basidiomycota, Exobasidiomycetes, Microstromatales, Microstromataceae.
CUUUCGCUUACCCCACUUGCCCUUGCAAGCUCCUCAUCAAGAAAAUCGAUCAGCUCGAGGAUCAGAAUACACUUGCUCCGAGCUCUCUGCGAAGGCCAACCUCCCUUUCCUCUUACUUUCAUCGCAUCCCAGUCCAAUCCUACCUACCUUUCAUCCUUCCACCCAUCCCGCCCGCUCAGUCCACUUCAAAGAUGUCCGGCGGUCGCUCAUCAAACAUGCUGCCAAAGAACGACUCGCCUGCACACAAGUCCGUAGCAGAAUUCGUGCGGGCAGGUGGCGCUAGGGAUCGAUUUACAUUUGAUGGGAAUAGGGGAGAGCAACAGGCGAAGCUUUGUAGGAUCUUGCCGGAUGGGAGACAGCAGUGCAUGGAUGUUGCAUUGGAGUCCAAGGACCUCUUCGCAGCCAUGCAGUCGCUCAACUUCUUCUGCCAACUACCGCAAGACCCGGCAAAGACUCAUAUCAACUGCGAGCCUAUCCCGCAAUGAGUACUCUUUGUAGAGAGAUCCGGGGGGUAACAAGCUCAGCAUGUUAGGACUUGAUGAGAGGACAAGGGCUAUUCGUACUGAGACGGAACCGAGACACAAGGAGCC